AUGGAGAACCUUCGCUUAAUAUAUGAAAAACAUGGAGGAAGUGAGUAUUAUGGUGAGGCUGUAACCCAAUAUGAGCAUGCUUUACAAGCAGCAUAUUUUGCUGAACAAUAUGCUCCAAAUGAUAAUGAAUUGAUUAUAGCUGCAUUUCUUCAUGAUAUUGGUCAUUUAUUAGGUGAAAAACAAGAAGAUUUUAUGGGUAAUUUAGGUGUUCUACGACAUGAACAUAUUGGUGCUGAAUAUCUUCGUAAACAGGUUGGUUUGUCAGAACGUAUAUGUUAUCUUGUUGAAAAUCAUGUUAAUGCUAAACGUUAUUUAACUCAUAUUGAUAAAGAUUAUUAUAAUUGUCUUUCGGAUGCAUCAAAACAAACACUUGUUUAUCAAGGUGGACCGAUGACGAAUGAUGAAGCAGAAAAAUUUCGUUCACAUCCUCAAUUUGAACAUAGUCUUCGGAUGCGUACAUUUGACGAAGCAGCAAAAGAUAUUCAUUUUAAUAAGUAUGAAGGAAAAGCUGAUCGAUAUUGGAAUUUAGUUGAACAAUGUAUCAGUAAAAACUAA
This is a messenger RNA of Rotaria sp. Silwood2, 555 nucleotides long. The record is from the annotation of a GenBank genome assembly. Lineage: Eukaryota; Metazoa; Rotifera; Eurotatoria; Philodinida; Philodinidae.